AUGUCUUAUUUCUGCACAGGCUUUUUCCUGCCGCGAGGCUAUCCCGAGACUGUGACACCGGACUACCUGCGCUUCCAGCUGUGGGCAAUCCCCGCGCACAUCACUGGCUGGAUGAGCACCAGCCUGGCCACCUCCAGCCUGCUCAAGGCGGUGGGAGUGGGCAACAGCGCGGUGGGGGCCACGGCAGCGGCUGCUGCCAUCAAGUGGAUCACCAAGGACGGCAUCGGGGCUGCCGGCAGGGUGCUGGUUGGCGGCCGGUUGGGCAACGUUUUUGACGAGGACCCCAAGCGCUGGCGCAUGGUGGCAGAGGCGUUCCUGACAGUGGGGCUGGCGCUGGAGAUUGCAACUGCGUUUUCCCCUGCCAACUUCAUCGUGCUGGCAGGUGCCGGGAAUCUGUCGCGUGCGGUCGGCCGGGGCAUGACUAACCCCUGCUUCCGCAUCAUCCAGACACACUUUGCCGCCGCGUCCAACGUUGGCGAUGUGGCCGCCAAGGAAGAGGUGUGGGAGGUGAGCGCUCAGCUGCUGGGCUUGGCAGGCAGCGUAGGGCUGCUGAAAGCGAUUGAAGCCACCGGGAAGCCAGAGAAUGUGCUGGGUGUGUGGGCCGCUGUCCAGGUGCUGCACUCGCUGCUGCGGUACAAGAGCUUGGCGGUGCUGCAGUUCCCUUCCGUCAACCAGAAGCGCGCCUGCCUCCUAGCUGCCGCGCAUGUUGCAGGAAAUCCGCUGCCAGGUCAGCUCGCAAAAGUCAUUUGGCACUUGCACACCACCAGAAGAGCUGUUCCGGAAAGCAAGGAAGCAUAA
Molecule: messenger RNA, 798 nt
Organism: Coccomyxa subellipsoidea C-169
Lineage: Eukaryota; Viridiplantae; Chlorophyta; Trebouxiophyceae; Coccomyxaceae
Exons: 4
Coding region: 1-798 (265 amino acids)
Source: RefSeq, a predicted model, not a curated record